AAAAUAAGUCCGACCUCUCCUCCUUGGGUGAAGGUCCAUUGCGGUGACUCUUUUCGCGUUAGUGGCUAUCAAUCGUUUCAGCUACCAUGUCUGGCCGCGUUCUCGUUGGAGUUAAACGUGUCAUUGACUACGCUGUUAAGAUCCGCGUGAAGCCGGACAACAGCAGCGUGGUGACGGAUGGCGUGAAGCACUCGAUGAACCCCUUCUGUGAGAUCGCUGUGGAGGAGGCGGUCAAGCUGAAGGAGAAGAAGCUCAUUAAGGAGGUUGUGGCUGUCAGCUGUGGCCCACAGCAAGCACAGGAGACCAUCCGUACUGCCCUCGCCAUGGGAGCCGACCGCGGCAUCCAUGUGGAAGUGAGUGGGAAGGACUAUGAAACCCUGGGGCCCCUGCAGGUCUCCAAGAUCAUGGCUGCUUUGGCCAAGAAGGAGGAGGCUCAACUCGUCAUCCUGGGAAAACAGGCCAUCGAUGAUGACUGCAAUCAGACAGGGCAGAUGACAGCCGCCUUAUUGGACUGGCCUCAGGGAACCUUUGCAUCAGAAGUGGCGUUUGACGGAGACAAGAUUAAAGUGGUGAGAGAAAUAGAUGGUGGCCUGGAAACCAUAAUGAUCAGCUCACCUGCAGUGAUCACAGCGGACCUUCGACUCAACACCCCCAGAUAUGCCACCCUGCCCAACAUCAUGAAAGCUAAGAAGAAGAAGAUAGCUAAUGUGAAGCCUGCAGACUUAGGGGUGGACCUCACAUCACGGUUGGAGGUGUUGAGAGUGGACGAGCCCCCACAGAGAGAGGCGGGGGUGAAGGUGGAGACGGUGGACGACCUGGUUAGCAAACUGAAAGAUGCAGGGAGGUUAUAAAGCUUCAGGAGAAUAAGCAGGGGAGUGCAGAACUGAGCAGCAGGGACUCACUAAUGAAUAACUGGACUGUGUUAAAUAGGCACGCCUGGAGGACUAGUUAUGCACUGGUCUAAUCCCUCUGUUUGACUCUGUGGCUCCUGAGGAUGUGCGGGAGGAAUGAGACACACUGUCCUUCAGCAGACCCCACAGAAACACAAAGGAUCAUCUUGUCUUGUAUCUACAUUUUUAAUUGACGAGUACACCUGUAUAAUAUGCCAUAGAUCUAACUUAAGCAGACUUUAUGCAACAACUGAAACCCAGAAACGUCCUAUCAUUCAUGCUUCUGUUUGUAUUGCAGUGUACUUUAAAGCCACCAGUGUGAUGCAUUUCAUUUUUUUGUAAAUGAUAUGUGUAAAUAUAGAUCCAAACAUGUGGAGAUGAUGUUCUUCAAGAUGAGUGCUAAAUCUACUGGUAAUCUGUAUAGUUUGUGUAACUGGGUUUCACUACUGCUUUGACGGUGUCCUUCAGGAUGAUCAAGAGACGAUGAUCAGAAAUCAAAAUGUAACCAUAAGCGCCUCCAUUCUCUGUUGAUUGUACAGAACAUUAAAAUAAAGCAGCCAGUCUUUGUCAUAUCUUAA
Labrus bergylta (ballan wrasse) is the source of this 1468-nucleotide messenger RNA. RefSeq names its product electron transfer flavoprotein subunit beta (gene etfb). Gene Ontology annotation, molecular function: electron transfer activity. NCBI's taxonomy places the organism in Eukaryota, Metazoa, Chordata, Actinopteri, Labriformes, Labridae. Gene Ontology annotation, biological process: fatty acid beta-oxidation using acyl-CoA dehydrogenase; amino acid catabolic process. Gene Ontology annotation, cellular component: mitochondrion. The record is from RefSeq and is a predicted model, not a curated record.